Messenger RNA from Panicum virgatum (switchgrass), 2192 nucleotides. RefSeq names its product calcium-dependent protein kinase 12-like. The record is from RefSeq and is a predicted model, not a curated record. The transcript is spliced from 8 exons. Gene Ontology annotation, biological process: peptidyl-serine phosphorylation; protein autophosphorylation; intracellular signal transduction. Gene Ontology annotation, molecular function: ATP binding; calcium-dependent protein serine/threonine kinase activity; calcium/calmodulin-dependent protein kinase activity. The coding region runs from base 445 to 2085 and encodes 546 amino acids. Gene Ontology annotation, cellular component: nucleus; cytoplasm. NCBI's taxonomy places the organism in Eukaryota, Viridiplantae, Streptophyta, Magnoliopsida, Poales, Poaceae.
GGCUUGGCUCUCGUGUGCACACCAGCUGUUCCUCCAUCACCGACACCGAAUAAAUAAAAAUCGCCCGCGCGCGCACUGUCUUCUGCAUACAUGCAUAGGAAUAGGAUAGCGUGAUUCCCAGGCAUUCCCUGAAUCUUCUUUUCCGUCUGGAGGCAACCAAACAAGGAAUAAAGCUCGAACAAAACCCCGGCCCAAAAGCAAAACAGCUAGCAAAGGGAUUCAGCUGCUGAGCAUCUCACGUCAAAGCUUUUUUUUUCCCCUUCUUUUUCCUGCCAGCCUUCAUAUCCUCGUCCAUCCUUUUGCUCGCGAAAGGAAAAAUCCCCCCUCAUCAAGUCCUCAACUCAGUCUCCCCGUAAGGCCGUAACUGCCACCUCGACGGCGGCUCGACGUCGCCGCCGCCGCUGUCGACCUUGUCCAAACGAACCCAGAAAGAAAGGCGGAGCAAUGGGCAACUGCUUCACCAAGACGUACGAGCACGAGAUACCCAUCACCGAGGAGCCGCCGCCGCCGCGGCGGCCGUGGUCGCAGCCGCAGUACCGGCCGCCCCACGAGCACAAGACGCGGGACGUGCCGCUAUCCUCGGGAACGGGCUCGCGCCGCGCGCAGACGCUGCCGCGGCCGCGGCGGCCGGCCUUCCCGUCAUCGGGCGCGGGGUCGAUGAUGGGCCGGCGGGCGUCGUCCGGCGGCGGCGAGGUGGGCCCGGUGCUGCAGCGGCCGAUGGUGGACGUGCGGACGCUGUUCCACCUGGAGCGGAAGCUAGGGAGCGGGCAGUUCGGGACGACGUACCUGUGCACGGAGCGCGCGACGGGGCUCAAGUACGCGUGUAAGUCCGUGUCCAAGCGCAAGCUGGUGCGCCGCGCCGACGUGGAGGACAUGCGCCGGGAGAUCACCAUCCUGCAGCACCUCAGCGGGCAGCCCAACAUAGCGGAGUUCAAGGGCGCCUUCGAGGACGCCGACGCCGUGCACCUCGUCAUGGAGCUCUGCACCGGCGGCGAGCUCUUCGACCGCAUCACAGCCAAGGGCAGCUACUCGGAGCGCCAGGCCUCCGCCGUCUGCCGCGACGUCCUCACCGUCGUCCACGUCUGCCACUUCAUGGGGGUCAUGCACCGCGACCUCAAGCCCGAGAACUUCCUGCUCGCCAGCCCCGCCGAUGACGCGCCGCUCAAGGCCAUCGACUUCGGCCUCUCCGUCUUCAUCGAAGAAGGUAACGUUUACAAGGACAUUGUGGGGAGUGCAUACUACGUGGCGCCAGAGGUACUGCGCCGGAAUUACGGCAAAGAAAUUGAUGUGUGGAGCGCCGGAGUGAUCUUAUACAUUCUUCUGUGUGGGUCACCGCCUUUCUGGGCAGGUGAGUGUUCAGACAUCUUCAUCCUAACAUACUGCAUAUUUGAUGCUAUACUGUUCGGCCAGCUUGAUUUAAGCUCCCUCCCGUGGCCCUCCAUAUCUGAAAGUGCAAAGGAUCUCAUUAGGAAAAUGUUGGACAGAGAUCCUCAGAAGCGAAUUACUGCAGCACAGGCCCUACAACAUCCGUGGCUCAAAGAUGCACCUGACAGACCUAUUGAUAGCGCGGUCCUGUCAAGAAUGAAGCAAUUCAAGGCAAUGAACAAGCUAAAGCAACUAGCACUCAAGGUGAUCGCGGAGAACCUAUCGCCAGAGGAGAUAAAGGGAUUGAAGCAGAUGUUCAAUAACAUGGAUACAGACAAGAGUGGCACGAUCACAGUCGAAGAACUGAAGGAAGGACUGAGAAAGCUAGGAUCGAAGAUUAGUGAAGCAGAGGUUCAGAAGCUUAUGGAAGCAGUUGACGUGGACAAGAGUGGCAGCAUUGAUUACACGGAGUUCCUUACUGCCAUGAUGAAUAAACAUAAACUGGAAAAGGAGGAGGAUUUAAUCCGUGCAUUUCAAUACUUUGACAAAGAUAACAGCGGGUACAUAACAAGAGACGAACUGGAACAAGCCAUGGCAGAGCAUGGAAUGGGUGAUGAAGCAAGCAUCAAACAAGUACUAGACGAAGUUGAUAGAGACAAGGAUGGGAAUAUCGACUAUGAAGAGUUUGUGGAAAUGAUGAGGAAGGGAAGUUAUACCUGAGACAACUCUCUGGUCUAAUGAUGGAAGAGGUUGUAUAUAUAUGUUUGUUUCAACAAAUACUGCAAGUACAAGCAACAAUGCAAGUUUAAUCAGAACAAGUUGCUUAU